Messenger RNA from Pieris rapae (cabbage white), 1230 nucleotides. RefSeq lists its product as uncharacterized. The transcript has 2 exons. The record is from RefSeq and is a predicted model, not a curated record. The coding region runs from base 7 to 489 and encodes 160 amino acids. NCBI's taxonomy places the organism in Eukaryota, Metazoa, Arthropoda, Insecta, Lepidoptera, Pieridae.
GUGACAAUGAACGGACAUCGCGCGCUGCGUUUGCUCUUUAUACUCACCAUAGCACUAUGUCAAGUCUCCUGCAAUGAUACACAGCAUAUACAAAGACUGGAGAUAUAUGAUGGUGUAUACGCAAAGAUUCCAGAUGAUAACAACACGGAUACCCCAAUUUCCUUUGAGGUAGACCUUGGCAAGGAUGUGGAAAGUGGACGUGGAAAGCAGAAGAAAUUAUUGGAGCGACUCUUACCGAUGAUGGCAAUGCCGUUUGUAAUACAAUCCAUGGUCGUGCCAAUUUUCCUCGGCAUGAUUAAGUUUAUGCUGUUUAAGUCUCUUAUAAUCGGUAAACUAGCUUUAGUAUUGAUUAUCAUUAAUGCGUUUAGAAACAGUAAUAGUGUGAAGGGACGUGACGCAGACUUAGCCGCGAUAAAUUACGGAUUCAGUGGACAUGAAAACGAAUAUACAGGUGCUUAUAUUAAUGUCAAUAGAGCCAGUUUAGGUUAGAGAAAUAUGUUAUUAUUUUUAACGAUGCUUUAAGACUGAUGCUAAAAGAAACAUUUCGAAAAUGCUACGUAGAUUUUUCUGUAGAAAAAAUGACCGUCAAAUAAUUGCUUUAGAAAAAUCUAAGUCUCGCAGCAUUUACGAAAUAUAAUUGGAAAAGUAAAACAUUGUUGGUUCAUACAUCUCCACUCACGCUCCAAUAUGUACUCAACAAGUUAUUAAUGUUGUAUUUUUGUUAUGCAUCUUGAUAAAAAUCUAUAUAUUAGAAGCACAUUAGACCCAAACAUAAAGGAAUAUUGUCUCCAAUAGAAUGCAACAUAUGACAAUACAUCGUCCAAUUUGAAUUCCAUCAAUUUGAUAUCAGCAUAUUCCCUCCACUCGCAAUAGGGCAUACAUCCCUUAGAUUUUUGAUGAAUGUAUUUAAAUAUUUAUUAAAUGUCUAAUUCAUUAAUUGCGUUAAAAUUGUUCUAACAUCCUGUACAAUAGCAGUAUGACAACGCAACGCAUACGUGAAUGUGUUGAAACUGUACCAACAGAAACAUGGCUUUCAUAGUUAAUUUUAAUUUUGAGUAUUAGUAAGAACACUUCGUACCUGUUAGAGGCAUAUAAAAUACGUGCUAAAUACCUACAAGCUUCAAUAGCUUAAAACAUAUGUUAAUAUAUAUAAAUUACGUGUCACGUUGUUUGUCCGCUAUGCACUCCUAAACUACCGAACCGAUAUGAAUCAAAUUUGCACUCCGAGUG